Molecule: messenger RNA, 319 nt
Organism: Ambispora gerdemannii
Lineage: Eukaryota; Fungi; Glomeromycota; Glomeromycetes; Archaeosporales; Ambisporaceae
Source: the annotation of a GenBank genome assembly
CACAACAUCAAUUGAUAAUAACACGGGCAAAAAUAAUAAUGAUAAGAAAGAGCAUGAUCAAUCAACCCCUAAAUCAUUUAAAGAACGCGUAAGAAUAGUAUUAAACGAAUCGGAUUUGGAAGAAAGUUUUAUUAGAGGUUCUGGACCUGGCGGGCAAAAAAUCAACAAGUCUUCUAUUUGUGUGUAUUUGAAACAUGUGCCAACUGAUAUUCGAGUUCGCUGCCAACAAAGUCGAUCUCGCGAAGACAAUCGAGGUAUUGCACGUCAUUUACUCAAACUCAAAUUAGACGAAUUUUAUAACGGUGAACAGAACGAAUAA